Molecule: messenger RNA, 624 nt
Organism: Rotaria socialis
Lineage: Eukaryota; Metazoa; Rotifera; Eurotatoria; Philodinida; Philodinidae
Source: the annotation of a GenBank genome assembly
AUGUUACUAACGCCACAAUCAAGUGCACCACAUCGCAUACAAAACUAUCGUACAUUAGCUUAUGUUGUAACAAUUCUUGUUUAUCUUGUUAUUGGUGCAGCGAUAUUCGAUAAACUUGAAUCAACAGAAGAAUCCAUACGUCAUGCUAACUUAACAGCACGCAUUGCUUCAUUUCAACAGCAACAUAAUUUAACUGAUCAAGAUUUUAUUAAUCUUACUCGUGUUGUGGAAUAUCGGUUACGAUAUCGUAAAAAACAAUGGAAGUUUAUUGGUUCAUUUUAUUAUGUAACCGUGGUUUUAGCUUUAAUUGGUUAUGGUCAUGCUAUCCCGAAUACAUUUGCUGGACGUGCUGUUACAAUAGCCUAUGCACUAAUUGGUAUACCGAUGUGGCUUAUUAUGAUACAAAGUGUGGGUGAACGAUUGAACUCAUUGAUACGAUUUGUAUUAAAAUAUAUUAAAAGAAAAUUUCAAAAAAGAAGAGAACCACAAAUAACAGCUAUGGAAUUAUUAACAUGUGAAGCUUUAUUAGUUGUUCUAACAGUUGCUAUUGGGUCGUAUGUUUUUCAUCAAUGUGAAAAUUGGCGUUAUUUUGAUGCUUUCUAUUAUUGUUUAUUGACAUUGUGA